Molecule: messenger RNA, 1560 nt
Organism: Trichoderma asperellum CBS 433.97
Lineage: Eukaryota; Fungi; Ascomycota; Sordariomycetes; Hypocreales; Hypocreaceae
Biological process (GO): protein transport to vacuole involved in ubiquitin-dependent protein catabolic process via the multivesicular body sorting pathway
Cellular component (GO): endoplasmic reticulum
Source: RefSeq, a predicted model, not a curated record
CGUGAGACGACUGCAAAGGAAGCAGCAAGGAGCUGUGAAUUCGAUCGCCUGAUAUCCAAAACAGAGCAUCAACCAUGUGUUUUGGCAACCAGAAUGAGAGGAACACCGAUCCUCCUGCGAGGCCGGUGCAGAAUUAUGACGGUGCAAGGACAAAUCUGACGAGUCAGUAUUCAGCGCCGCCGCCAGGAUAUCAGAGUCAACAGCACCACCACCAGAAUAGACCGUACGACGACUUCGCCCCCCCUGCUGGACCGCCUCCUGGUCGACGGCAAGAAGAAGACUUUGCACCUCCUCCUGGCCCUCCUCCAGGACGACAGCAGCAGGACGAUUAUGCUCCUCCCCCAGGGCCGCCUCCUUCUCAUCAGCAGGGCGACUUUGCGCCGCCGCCUGGACCGCCGCCGUCUGCCAGCAAGGGCGAUUGGAUUGCUCCCCCAUCGGACCCCUAUGGUUCUCAGCCUUCCAAAAGCCACGACUGGCAGGCUGCCGUGCCAGACACUUCUCUCUUCCCACCGCCUCCUAUGAUAUUCAGUGGCUACGAUGCGUCGCCUGCCAACAAUGCGACUGAGGCGGAGGCAGAGGCGGGCGAGGAAUGGUGCCGACAGUAUCCCAUGGUCAGGCCCAUCGUGCUCGACCAGCCGGGCAAGAAUGCGCUGCAAUCCAACAACUUCCGACUCCUGGAGCCGGCGGGCUUUAAUGGUUCCCUGAACUUCCUUGCGCCGGGCCACUGGGAGGGCCACACAAACAAGAAUAGCCCCGACCGCUGCAUCAUCGGCUACCCGCCUCUCUACGUGGUCAACGAGCACGACCCUACGGCAACCAACCAGCCAAAGUCUAUCUACUACGAGGUGACUAUUCGCCACAACAGCCCCACCGUCAAUCUGGCUCUGGGCUUCACUGCCCUCCCCUAUCCAUCCUUCCGCCUGCCAGGAUGGCACCGCGGCAGUCUGGCUGUCCACGGAGACGAUGGUCACAAGUACAUCAACGACCGAUGGGGCGGCAAGGACUUUACGACGGAGUACCGUGCAGGCGAUACGUACGGCAUUGGCAUGACGUUUACGCCGACGGGCACGCACAGGCCUCGCGUUGACAUCUUCUUCACGAAGAACGGCAAGCGAAUUGGUGGAUGGGAUCUCCAUGAGGAGACGGACGCUGAGCAGGAUUUGCCGGUUACGGGGCUGGAGGGCUUUCAUGACUUGAGUUGUGCGAUUGGAGCGUUUGAUGCGACGAGCUUUGAGGUUGUGUUUGACCCGGCCAAGUGGCUGUACAGGGAGGCUAGAUUUGAUCUCUGAUGAAGGAGUGACGGCUUGGUGAGAUGAGUGUGACUACGGUUAUGACGAGAUUUGAUGGGAUACAGCGGUUACUUUGCGAGCUGUGUUAGACGGGCUAUUUAAAAUGAUUUUAGAGUGCGAGUGCUGGGAUGAGUAGAUGGCUAGACUAACGAUGACGGUGAGCGUUUGAUUUGUCUUUAAUGAAUCCCAUUAACUUUAAGGGAUGGAUGAGUAGUACAUAGCAUGGUUACUAGCCCUCCUCAGCAUGCUGCCCAUACCAUUACCCCUUGUU